UUGGAGAGACGGCGCGCUGUGCGGUUGUCAUAGUGGGAAGUUUGAGUGUUUGCAGGGGAAAGCGAGCGUGUGUGUAUUUGUGUGUGUUUGUGUUUGUUUGUAUGUGUGCGUGCAGUGGUUCUACAAGACAUGGCUCACAACUUCCAAAACUCGACUCUUUCUUUCACUUUACCCAUAUCGUGUCAGAUAUGCCUGGGCAAGGUUCGGCAGCCGGUCAUUUGUGCCAACCACCACGUGUUCUGUGCAGCCUGCAUGGAGAUGUGGCUGCAGAAAGCCGGCCAGUGUCCCACCUGCAGGGUGCCCAUCACAGCGGAGAACCCGUGCAGAGAAAUCAUCGGAGGCACCAAUGAGAAUGAGCACAGUGAGAGCCCCUCUGUGAGGAAACGCCUCAGAAAAACCAGAGGAGAGCUGCUGCUGCGCGAGUAUGAGGAUGAAAUUGAAGGGCUAGUCAGAGAGAAUGAGGAGUUGAAAACCAAAAACCAAAAUCUGGAGUCUCAUCUGAAGACUGCCCUGGAUCCCAGCAGUAUUAUUACAGUGCAAACAGAAGAUAAAAGAGUAGAUCCUGGCAUCUUGGAAGAAUGGGCAAACAAGUUGCAGGCUGCCACAGAUGUUUGCAAUAAAAUAAAGCAGGAUAUGGAUAAGCUUAAGGAGGCAAACAAGACAUUGAGGUCUCAAAAUGUCGACCUCGUACAAGAGAACAUGCGAUUGAAGGCAGAGGUGGCAAGCCGAUCUCCGCAAAAGUUUGGUCGUUACACAGUAGCUGCACUUGAGGCAAAAAUCCAGCAGUAUGAGCGUGAUGUGGACCACCUGAAGAGGGCUCUGGACCGCAGUGAUCAGUACAUUGAAGACUUAGAGUCCCGAGUUAGCGAGCGUGAGAGAAGACAACCUGAAAUGCAGGGUGCAUGUCAGGAUACCAAGGUUGGGACAGACACUCUCAUGGAGCAACAGAGAAUCAACAUAAUGAGAAGUUUGAGCGAUACAGAGAGGGAGUCCAUCUGCAGCAAUCCUAAGGCAAAAUUUGGAAAUGACAAUUUGAUCUUCCCAUCCUUUGAUAACAGAGAGUUUGAUGAGAAAAUGGUUGGACACCAGAAAGAGAAGGACUUGGAAAGCUCCUUUUUGCCCUCCACUCCAUCCUCUGCCUUCCGUUCUCUGACAUUGAGAAGCCCCGGCAUCCGUGAGAAGAAAGUUGCUUUUAAACCCAUGUCCUACCUGAGAAGGCUCAACUUUGAAGAGACUCCCAGUCUUGGGAACAGUGGCAGCUCUUCCUCUGCCACAGAGAACCAAUUCUCCAGCCUUACUAAAUUCCCCAAUGAUUUGCCCCCUAGUACUGAGAUGGAGCCCCCAAAGUCUGUCUUCUGGGGUGCUUGGCAGAGGCCCAAAUGUAAUGACCAGGCCUGUCCAGGUCCAAGUAAAGGAGCCACAUCCAAAAACCUCCUUGGUAGUGAGCCUGAUAGUUUCCAGAUGUCUAGUGAGGCAUCCAUGGAUGCAGCUUACCUUGAUAAAAUCUCAGAGUUGGAUUCAAUGAUGCUGGAUGGAGAGAGUUCCAGCAGUCGGGGAUCACAGCUCUCCCUUGCUUCAUCACCUCCAACAGACUUGGAUGCCACUCUCAUCCCAGAACCAAAAACCUGCUCUGUCGUCUUGACAGACUGUGGAGAUGCUGUGAUGGGAGGUCGUGUGACUUUGUCAAGUGACCACGAAAGCCACCCUCCGUGUGACAUCAAGGACAGCACCUUGAAAGACACUGUUGCUCCAGCGGGCUCUGCAGAGGACCAAGUUGCUGGACAGGUGUUGGGUCAGGAGGCUGGCACUGGUGCCCAUAUUCAAACUGAUGAACUGUCUUUUGACUUGCUGUUUGAUCCUUUGGAGGAGAAUAAAGCUGGUUCCUUUGUAUGCCAACACCAUGAUCACCAUGUAAACCCCUCCUCCUUGUCGUCCAGCUGUGCUUGUAAACCUGGGAACACAAGAGACAGAAAAAUGGUGAAUGUCAGUCAGCCAACAAAACGAAAAUCUCACAGUCCCUUUAACACAAGCAGUCCCACAAAACUUUCAAAGCUCAUGUGAAGGUUUUAGAAGCUUUUCUGUGUCCUUAGCACAUCACUAGAACCAUUAACUCCAUAUAGUUUUGCAGAGUGAAUCUAUGUAUAUGAUGCUAGGGAAUUUAAUUUGCCUUGAGGUUUUGCUGAAUUUUUGACAUUCUGUUGUGAUAUUGUACACAUCAAGGUAAUUGCAUUAAGGUAAAACGUGUCCGUGUUUGUCUCAUAGGUUAUUUUUUUGUGUAGUCUACCCAUAGAUCUCAUUGGAUAGAUUUUUACAGCAGUCAUCUCAUAGACACAAACAUUAAACUCUGAAAAUUCUUCUAUGUACAAAUCUUUUGGCGUAAUCGUAUGAGAAAAUGUUUUUGUCAUGUCAGUGUUGUCAUAGAAUAAUUUAUAAUUUUGUGUUGAGACAUUUUUAUGAAACACUGCAAGCCGAGUAAUGGAUCUGUCAUCUCCAGCUAUAUAGUAUCUGUAGUAUCUUUUCAUGAACAUGUCCAUCCUAAAUACCAUAAUCUGUCUCUGACUAGGAAAUUACAAUGUUAUGUAUGUGGAAAUAAAAUGACAAUACUGAGUAA
Messenger RNA from Myripristis murdjan (pinecone soldierfish), 2611 nucleotides. RefSeq names its product ORC ubiquitin ligase 1 (gene obi1). The transcript has 6 exons. Gene Ontology annotation, molecular function: ubiquitin-protein transferase activity. The record is from RefSeq and is a predicted model, not a curated record. Bases 130 to 2061 code for a protein of 643 amino acids. Lineage: Eukaryota; Metazoa; Chordata; Actinopteri; Holocentriformes; Holocentridae. Gene Ontology annotation, biological process: protein monoubiquitination; regulation of DNA replication.